Messenger RNA from Onychostoma macrolepis, 1322 nucleotides. RefSeq names its product reprimo, TP53 dependent G2 arrest mediator homolog 3 (gene rprm3). NCBI's taxonomy places the organism in Eukaryota, Metazoa, Chordata, Actinopteri, Cypriniformes, Cyprinidae. The record is from RefSeq and is a predicted model, not a curated record. The coding region runs from base 998 to 1309 and encodes 103 amino acids. The transcript has a single exon.
UUGUAAUAGUACAGAAAACGCCAAGGUACAGCCAGCUACACUGGUAAAGCAGGGUAAUACUGCCAUCUAGCGUUCCGAGGUAGCGCUAUCACUACAUAAAUUGCGGGGCGUUGCUUUCGCAUUGGCUAUUUAUAAAGAUAUAUAUGGAUAUUUAUCAAUUAGACCUCCCUUAAAACUAACUUUUUACACUGAUUCGUUUACUUAAUUUGUUAUUACAAUUUUCGACAGUGGGAUGUCACAGCAUAACUGUGUUCUAGAUGUGGUAGGCUACUGAAACUUUAAACCUAAUCGAAAAAAAAAAUAAAUUCUCAAAACAUAUAUGAUGGAAAUGAUGGUGGUGGAAUUUAUAUUUUUGUCGUUUUUGGAAUAAAGUGGCCCACUUAUCUUAAAGGCUAAGGCAAAUUUCAUAGUUAGCUAAACACUUCUAAGCUUGAUUUGAAAUGGCACACGAUAAAUAAAUAAAAAAUCUGUUUAAGUGACAUUUACCUUGAUUUAGCUUGAAUUUACUUCACAUUUUAUCACCGGGAUGACCUACGCGGUUUCUGCUUGGUAACGAAGUAGGCUACACUAACUUUUGAAAAAGAAAAAAAAAGAAGAAAACCAUUCGUGGUUACUGAAUUUAGUUUGAAAAUGCUGUCAAAACAGGUACAUACUUUUAAGAUAUCCCCUCCCUCAAACGCCCCAAGGUCACUGCGUUCAGAAGAAAGUGUGUGCGCGUCGCCGCGCCUCUUAGCGCGCGCUCCAAGGCUCACUAAAAUACCGGAGUGCGCUCUUCCAGACAUCACUAAGACUGCUGCAGAGAUGCUUGGGUGAUGUACUCCAUCAUAUUUAACACAUAAACCAGACUAUCUGCCACAAACCGACUCUUCGACGACUGUUUUUUGACUUUUAAACUAGCCUAUAUCAAUGGAAGCGCACAAGUGACUUUGGCAAACCCAGGACCCUUUGGAAGUUUUAAAACAUCAAUACACGUCACACACGACACAGAAAACUCGAUAUGAAUGUUUCACACGGACUACUGAACCGGACGAUCUCUACAGCGAAGCAGCCUUUGGAAAGCGUUCGAGGAUGCUGCAACUUCUCGGUGAUCACGAGCGACGGGUUCGGUUCACCGAUUCAGGAAGAGCGCGAUCAGUUCAUCAUGCGUUUGGUGCAGAUUGCGGUUCUCUGCGUGCUGUCACUGACGGUCAUUUUUGGCAUCUUUUUCCUCGGUUGCAAUCUGCUCAUCAAGUCCGAGAGUAUGAUAAAUCUGCUGGUGGAGGACAGAAGACCGUCCAAAGAUGCGGAUAUUAUUAUGAUUGCUGCAUGAGUCGUGCCAUAAA